Molecule: messenger RNA, 2744 nt
Organism: Vitrella brassicaformis
Lineage: Eukaryota; Vitrellaceae
Source: the annotation of a GenBank genome assembly
UGGAGAAAUGCGAGGCCGUUUGCGUGAUGCGGACGUCCCCCGGGGCUAUGCGGCUAAGCUACAGGCACAACGUUCACCCAGGAGCACCAGACCAACGCCUUCCACCACGGCAACCUCAUCCCAUCGCAACACGCAGCAUGCGGCCACACAGCUCCCCAAGAAGGACCUGAGAACUCACUACACUCACCAUCGCCACCGCCCGCCCCUCCCUCAAGCCCCACCACCGGCCCUCAAUGCAGUGCCCGCUGCUGCGAGUCUGGAGGAAUCCCCAUUGGCCAAGCCCGUUUCUCUGCGCCUAACGAAUGGUCCCCUAUCGCUCACGACCUCAACGUCGCGGCGGCCGGCUGCGAGGGAGCCCGUCCAAUCGCAGGCGCCCUCUCUCUCACGGCCUCCUUCCGCUCCAUCGUCCUCUCACCGUGAGAGCCCCUUGACGGCGCACCGCAACCGGGCUGUCCCGACGCCAUCCAAUGCCUCUCCGCAGCUGUCGGCGGCCAGAUAUGUGCCCAAUGCCCACGCCGGAAGAGACCGGCAUCUGUUCGCCAAGUUUGAAGAUCCGAAAGACAGUGAGGACGCCACGCCACCGCGGUUUCGGGAGGGCCAUCUUCUCUCGCCUCGCGUCCCUGGCCAUGGGCAGACCCCUGCAGCAGGCGCUAGGGAGGAGACGGACAUCCAUGUUCCCUGCCCGUCCUCCCUGCCACCCCCUCCCCCUCCCCCUCCUCCUCCCCACUUCACGGCAAAGCUGCUGCCCUCUCCCUCCUGCUCUUCCCACCGUCGCGCACGCGAUGCUUUUGACAAUGCCGAUGGGCCUCGUCGGUAUCUGUCCGAAUCAGCGGCUGUGUUGAGGGUGCAGCGAUGGUGGCGUCAUAGGCGCAGAGUGGUGUUCAUGAGAUGGCGGCUGCGGCAGAUGUGCACCCUGGUGAGGCUGGUGAGGCGGCUGCAGAGAUGGUGGAGGCGAAUGCGGUGGAUCGGGGAGCUGACGAGACGCUGUGAGGAGCGGAGGGAGGUGGUUGGGAAGUUCGGGAGGCGCGGGACGGCGGAGGGCCACCACCACCCGUUGCCAUUGCCGCCGCCCGAGGAGCAGAUCAUCCCCACCGUCGCGAGGCGAUUGGGCUUGCUGCCGGCUGCGGAUGGCAGCCUCAUCCCGGAGCAUGAGCAUGAGCACUCUACCCCGCCGCACCCCAACAACAACAACAACAACAAUAACAAGACGGCGUCGCCCCCGUCGACAUGGACAGCGGGCAGCGAGAAGAGCCUGGUGUCGACCUCGCAGCACCUCCCGCCCGGCGUCGGCUGUGAGGGUCUCACUGCCGACCCAUCCCUCAUGCACCUACACGCCACUCGACGGGCAGACAUCGCCGGACCAAACCCCACCAUACCGGAGGGAGACGAACGAGACCAACAAGAAGACGCCAUCCACGAGCACGAGGAGGACGAGCAUGAGGAGGCCAAGUGCGCCCACUCGCCCAUGACGGUCAUGUCGGUUCCAUCCUCGGCCUCUGCUUCGGGGGGCACCAAGCCGUUCCUGCGUCGGAAGAGCAAGGCGGUGCCGGCGCAAACUGUGGAUUGGUCGGGUGUGGGGCCGCGUGUGGAGCCAUGGCUGAGCAGACAGGGGAAGGCGCCCACCACCAGACGCCGACACGCCGUGGCUGAGGAUGGCACGCUCUCCCGCGGAGAAGAUGACAGCAGUUUCCUUGCUGCGAGUGAGAGAGAAAGGGAGUCGGUGCCGAUGCUGGUCCGCACGGGGGCCGGGGGCGCUCCUUGCAGUCGCCAGCCACCCAAUACCACCAUCGGCACCACCACCAGCAGGAGGAGGGUCCAGGGCAGCCGCUACCCGUCGGCACCAGCCGUGCUCAGCGAGUCGUUCUCGCGGAUCCGCGCGAGCCUGCAGGGCGACUUCGCCGCGUCUCCUUCUCCAGGCCACAGAGAGCACAGAGACGUGGCGGUGGCCAGGGGCGGAGGUGGGGCUAGGGAUGAUCAGAGUGGCGAUGUGCUGUGCGAUUCCUCCGAGUUUGAGCGGCUGCUGGAGGGUAUCCAGCGGCGGGGCAUGGCUUUGCCUGUCGGGCUGACAGCGGAGCCCAUCGACCCUGCGAUAGCACAACUAGAACGGUACGCAAUGGGAUGAGAGAAAGACGCCCGAACCAUACGUUUGCGCACAGGAGGUUUGAUUUGUCACGUUUUCUCUGGUUGGUUUGUGCGUGAGUGAGUGCAGGGAUUUGGACGCUUUGGAGCUGUCACUGCACGAUGCGGGCAUCCUGUCGGAAACGCCGCCAGGUCAGGGAGGCAGGCAGGCAGCGAGGGAGGCAGGCAGUCAGGCAGGCAGCGAGCAAAGUGGAUGAGACAUUCAUCCAUCGGCUCACCCAUCCAUCCCCGUCUGUCUCUUUCCUGUGCACGCGUGUACGUAUGUGUGUUGGUGUGUGCAGUGACGGGUAGUUCCAUCCCCCAGGUGGCGAGGGACUCGCCCUACAUAGCAUCGCUGCAGCUGCCGGAGGACUACCAGGUCACUCACAUCACAUGCAAUGCACUGCAAUGCACCCACCAUUCAUUUCGACUUACUGUGUUGUGCAUGUCGUGUGUGUGCAGCGGGAGGUGGCGGCGCUCGUGCGUGAGUAUGACCGCCUGUGUGCGGGCGAUGUCAGCUAGCUGCCACGACGACUGACUGACCGGGUGAGAACAUUCGUGAAGGUCAUGUAGACAGACAGGUAGAUAGAGAAAGGGGAAACGAUGAGGGACGGGAUGGACGGCAC